CUGGAUGUCGAUACCCCACGUACUGUUGCAUAUUGGUAUGUUGAUGCAUGAUAGUUACAGGCGACAAACGGGCCAGCGAGGGAGUUGCGGUGUAUGCUCAGUCCGCUGUGUUGCUCCUGGACAUGCGAUUGAUGAAUUUUAUCCACUUUUUCUCUCACUAUUUUCUCUUACUUUGUUGGGUUGGAGGCACGCUCUCUUUGUGUCAGGGUAUGCGUGGAUCAGAUUUUUGGAUUGUUUGUUUCAUUAGUUAGGUAAAACUCGCAAUGCGUGCAUGGGUAUCGGAAAUUGCGAGAUUCAGAAUUAAAUCAACAUCAGAGGAUUUGCACACAAAAUCCUCCAUUCACCAGGCUAUAGGCCUGCAUGAGCCACUCCGUAUUAGCUGCAUGGCUGAACCCAUCUCUUCAAAGAUUUGAUGGCCAAAACGUGGAAACAGAGCACUUCCUCUGGCUUCUAGUUUCCUUGAGCUUCCAGGUGCUUCUCUUCAUGUGGGAAGCACGCAAUGCAUGCCUUGGUUCCUUCGUAAGGCCUGGCCCUCCUCGUCCUCCUUCGUCCUCCUCGCCCUCCUCCCGGAGAUCCAGAGCGCCAGGCCGCUGUCCCCAAGGCCCCCGGUCGUUGUCAGCGAAAGCAGAAGACCUCUUGGCAUGCCAAGAUGUUUCCGCUGCUCAGGCCGCUCCUCUCAUGCACAACGACGUCAAACUCGCCCCAUCUCGCGCCAGGCCGCAUCGUGAUUGGUUUCUGGGAUCUGGCGGGGCGUUAUUGGCAGCAACAUCAGUGCAUCACGUGGCGAGGUUUCCUCCCCGCUAUCCAAUGGGAAAUACGCUUGGCUCUUGGCUGCGGUGGAACAUCGUCCGCCGAGGAGAAAGAGGGAAGCUGACAAGGGUGAGAUGGCGAUAG
Molecule: messenger RNA, 894 nt
Organism: Histoplasma capsulatum G186AR
Lineage: Eukaryota; Fungi; Ascomycota; Eurotiomycetes; Onygenales; Ajellomycetaceae
Exons: 1
Coding region: 361-894 (177 amino acids)
Source: RefSeq, a predicted model, not a curated record